This is a messenger RNA of Plasmodium berghei ANKA, 204 nucleotides long. RefSeq names its product conserved Plasmodium protein, unknown function. Bases 1 to 204 code for a protein of 67 amino acids. The transcript is spliced from 2 exons. NCBI's taxonomy places the organism in Eukaryota, Apicomplexa, Aconoidasida, Haemosporida, Plasmodiidae. The record is from RefSeq and is a predicted model, not a curated record.
AUGGCGGAACUUACAGCAUCUGCAUAUGGUGCCGCUACUAGAGGCAGUGGUCAAGGAUUAAUACCAUUUAAAUCUGAUAUAUUUUCUUUAUUUGUUGACCCUAGAUUCUUACAAGGUGUUAUAUUUGGUAUUAUAUUGUUUUAUUUAAUUAUGUAUUAUAAUUCCCGUAAAAGAAUGAAUAAGAAACAUAAUAGUCAUGAGUAA